This is a messenger RNA of Fusarium redolens, 1908 nucleotides long. Its product is annotated as Metallo-dependent phosphatase-like protein. Gene Ontology annotation, molecular function: acid phosphatase activity; metal ion binding. The record is from RefSeq and is a predicted model, not a curated record. Lineage: Eukaryota; Fungi; Ascomycota; Sordariomycetes; Hypocreales; Nectriaceae. The coding region runs from base 1 to 1908 and encodes 635 amino acids. The transcript is spliced from 6 exons.
AUGAAGUUGCCCUAUCUUUUUGCAGUCAUAAUCGCUGCGCUUAGUCAAGCAGCACCUACUGUCGACGAGAAAUACCCAUACCUUGGACCUAAAGUCCCGAUCGGCGAUUGGGUCGACCCCACGAUUAAUGGCCACGGUAAAGGAUUUCCUCGUCUAGUUGAACCCCCAGCUACUGGAGGAGCCACUGUUGGCAUCAAUAUUUACUACCAGACGCCCUUUGGUCUAGGUGUCGCACCCUCAGUUUACUGGGGAACCAGUCCUUCCGCUUUGAACAAUGUGGCUACCGGCUUGAGCGUGACAUACGACCGGGCUCCUCCCUGUUCACUCAUCAACGUCAUAGAACAGCUUCAGCCAGGUACAACCUAUUUUUAUCAAAUCCCUGCUGCAAAUGGUACCACCCAGUCUACUGUUUUGAGCUUUACAACUGCCCAAGCUACAGGCAACCCAUCUCAAUUCACCAUGAAUGAUGAUGAAGGAUUGGCUUUUAUCUGGCAUGGUAGGGAUCUCAGCUAUGCGGAUAACUGGUAUUCUGGCGUCAUACAGUGUAACGCAAGUAGUUGGCCCGUCUGUUACAACGGCAGCUCAAGCCACCUGCCUAACAAUGACACCAAUCCCGAUUAUUUCGACACGCCUCUCCCAGCACACGAAAUUCCAAAUCAAGGCAGUCCUCGUGGCGGCGAUGUAGGUGUCCUCUACGAAUCCAAUUGGGAUCUUUGGCAGCAGUGGAUGAAUACUAUCACUAUGAAAAUCCCUUACAUUGUUCUUCCCGGCAAUCAUGAGGCCACGUGUGCCGAUCAUGAUAAUUCUCCAUAUGUCCUCUCUUCAUAUCUCAAUGAGAACAAACCAAACACCACCAUGUCUGACAAUAACCCCAACAAUCGCUACUUUAUGGCCGGCGAAAAGUCUGGUGGCAUCGGGAAUUUCUGGCAUUCAUUCGAUUAUGGCUUGGUGCAUUUCGUAUCUAUUGAUACAGAAACGGAUUAUGUUCACAGCCCAGACAAGACAUUUUUGGAGGAUAUCGAGAAGGCAAAGGAGGAGGAAGAUUGCAAUGGCAAGGACAAGGAUUUUCCCAAGUGCAAGCCCAAACAGAAGGAAACGGAUACCUAUGAGUGUAAGACGAUUAACCUAGGUGAUGAGACAGAUCUCUUGGCCGAAGAGAUAUACUUUCUGUCUGGAAAAACACAUCCUUUGGCCAACGAGACUCACAUCACAGAUGCUGGUCCUUUUGGAACAAUCAACGGUUCCAUUAAGGACAACAAGGCUUAUGAGCAAUAUCAGUGGUUGAAAAAGGAUCUUGCUAGGGUUGAUCGAUGUAAAACACCCUGGGUUAUCAUCAUGGGACAUCGCCCUAUGUAUAGCUCCAAGGGCGGCAACUAUCAUGAGCACCUUCGCGAGGCUUUUGAGAAGUUGUUCUUAAAGCACAAGGCUGAUCUCUAUAUUUCUGGCCAUGUUCACUGGUAUGAGCGCCUCAAACCUAUAAGAAACUGCGCCGUCGACAGUGACUCGAUCAUCGACACAAAUACAUACGAGGUGAACCCUGGCUAUUCAAUGGUUCAUCUUAUCAACGGAGCUGCUGGAAACAUCGAAAGCCACUCCACCGCCAACAUGUCUCAGCUUGUGCCUAGCAUAACCGCUGUCCGUGAUCUGACCAGUUUUGGCUUUUCCAAAUUGACCGUCUACAAUGCAACAACUCUUUCUUGGCAAUUCAUCCAAGGCCAGGAUGGUCUGGUCGGUGAUGAACUUAGUGUACUAAAGGAUCCGUCUUUGGCCUGCGAGGGUUACAGUUCUUAUAGCUCCCCUGGCUCGUCUGGCUCGUCUUGCUCCUCUGAAUGCUCUGGAUCUGGCUUGCUUAGCUGGAUCUACUGUAAUAUCUAUUGUUCCAGCUUCUGGGGGCCACUGAAGUUUUAG